CGCAUCUCUUUACAUCUCAUUCCAGGCGUAAAAUUAAAGUUCAUUUCAUGUGGAUUUGAUCCCCUCCUCACCCCCACCACUUCCCAUUUGAACGUGUCAUCGUCCCCCUUUAUUAUAUUAUCAUCUUAACCCCCCUCUCCCUCUACAUCCCCUCCUCUGCUUCGACCCCCUCCUCCCCGUCGCCUCGAAGUGAUAUCUGCCGACAGGUUCAUUAAAAACUAUGGCAGAGGCUGAGGAUAUUCAACCCCUUGUCUGUGACAAUGGAACUGGGAUGGUAAAGGCUGGCUUUGCUGGAGAUGAUGCUCCACGGGCUGUUUUUCCAAGUAUUGUUGGUAGGCCACGCCACACCGGUGUUAUGGUGGGGAUGGGACAAAAAGAUGCAUAUGUUGGUGAUGAGGCCCAAUCUAAGAGGGGUAUUUUGACAUUAAAGUAUCCUAUUGAACAUGGUAUUGUAAGUAAUUGGGAUGACAUGGAGAAGAUAUGGCAUCAUACCUUCUACAAUGAGCUUCGUGUAGCCCCGGAAGAACAUCCAAUUCUUCUUACUGAAGCCCCUCUCAAUCCCAAAGCCAACAGAGAGAAGAUGACGCAGAUUAUGUUUGAGACAUUCAAUGUCCCUGCUAUGUAUGUUGCCAUCCAGGCCGUCCUCUCCCUCUAUGCCAGUGGCCGUACCACAGGUAUCGUGUUGGACUCUGGUGAUGGUGUCAGCCAUACCGUCCCGAUCUACGAAGGAUAUGCUCUUCCACAUGCUAUUCUCCGUCUUGACCUCGCUGGUAGGGACCUCACUGAUGCACUGAUGAAAAUCCUAACCGAGAGGGGAUACUCAUUCACGACCACUGCCGAGCGGGAAAUCGUCCGUGACAUUAAGGAGAAGCUCGCCUACGUUGCCCUCGACUACGAGCAGGAGCUCGAGACCGCAAAGAGCAGCUCCUCCAUUGAGAAGAGCUAUGAGCUGCCCGACGGCCAGGUCAUCACUAUCGGGGCCGAGCGGUUCAGAUGCCCUGAAGUGCUCUUCCAGCCGUCGCUCAUUGGUAUGGAAGCUCCUGGAAUCCAUGAGACAACCUACAACUCUAUCAUGAAGUGCGACGUGGAUAUCAGGAAGGACUUGUAUGGGAACAUUGUUCUCAGUGGUGGGUCCACCAUGUUUCCAGGCAUUGCUGAUCGUAUGAGCAAGGAGAUUACGGCACUUGCACCAAGUAGCAUGAAGAUCAAGGUGGUGGCGCCUCCGGAGAGGAAGUACAGUGUUUGGAUUGGAGGGUCGAUCCUGGCUUCUCUGAGCACCUUCCAACAGAUGUGGAUAUCCAGGGCGGAGUACGAGGAGUCCGGUCCAUCUAUUGUCCACAGGAAGUGCUUCUAGAUGAUUUCCAUGCGUUACCUUUUUACUUACUCCCCCUGUUUCUCUACUAUAUCCGGUGAUGGUAGGUUGAUGGAAUGUGAAACGAACGUUCGCUUGUUGGUUUGUGUGCUCUGAGAUUUUCCAUUUCACUUUCACUUGGCGCGUUUUGCAUAUGUAAUGUAAUAUGGCUGUGAGCUAUUAGCAAAAUUGUUAGCUAUUAUAAGUUGUAUGUAGUUUGGAUUGGUGAAAUUCUAUUGGUCCUUCGCGUGGAUGGAUUUCUUCUGGUCUCUAUAUCUUGUAUGUUGCAUUUGAGAGGAGCAAUAAUUGUCGAUUCUUGAUA
This is a messenger RNA of Ananas comosus (pineapple), 1673 nucleotides long. Its product is annotated as actin-2. The record is from RefSeq and is a predicted model, not a curated record. The coding region runs from base 221 to 1354 and encodes 377 amino acids. The transcript has 5 exons. Lineage: Eukaryota; Viridiplantae; Streptophyta; Magnoliopsida; Poales; Bromeliaceae.